CCAACUUCUUGAGCACGUGCAAACAGCCAGAGAGGCAAAGAUUAAGACACUUGGCUGGGCUGGCAUGGCAAAGAAAACCAAAAAAUUAUUAUUUAAAAGAAAACAUUUCGUUUUUGAAGGGAGGAAAGAAAGAAACUCGGGAAACAUCAACAGCAACAACAACAUUUGACAAAGUUGUUCUUCUUCUUCUUCAAAGAAAACCCUUUUUCUUUACUCAUCGCAAGGUUUUUGUUGUUGGGUUUUGGAAACAUCAUUAACUCAACAAGAACAGCACAGCCCGGAUCACUUUAGUUAUCAUUUUUGGAAAUCUAUGGAGCAGCUUGUUAACUUCAUAAUACGCCCUCCCAGAGCUGAAUACAAUCCAGAAAGUGAUCUUUUGGAUGAAGAGUUCAUGUUGAAAGGGAAAUGGUAUCAGAGAAAGGAUAUAGAGGUUAAAAAUGGCAGAGGAGAGGUUCUACAGUGUAGUCAUUAUGUACCGCUGGUUAGUCCUGAAGGGAAACCUCUGCCCUGUGUGAUUUACUGCCAUGGAAACAGUGGCUGCAGGGCUGAUGCCAGUGAAGCUGCUAUUAUUUUGCUGCCUUCAAAUAUUACCGUUUUCACUCUUGAUUUUUCAGGAUCUGGGUUAUCUGGAGGAGAGCAUGUCACCUUGGGUUGGAAUGAAAAGGAUGAUCUGAAAGCUGUAGUUGAUUAUCUGCGGGCAGAUGGAAAUGUCUCUUUGAUUGGCUUAUGGGGCCGCUCAAUGGGUGCUGUUACCAGCCUAAUGUAUGGAGCUGAGGAUCCUUCAAUUGCGGGAAUUGUUCUUGACAGUCCUUUUUCUGACUUGGUCGAGCUGAUGCUGGAACUAGUAGAUACUUAUAAAUUCCGUUUGCCCAAGUUCACUGUUAAGUUUGCAAUCCAGUUCAUGCGAAAAUCUAUCCAGAAAAAGGCAAAGUUUGACAUAACAGACCUGAACACCAUCAAGGUGGCGAAAUCUUGCUUUGUUCCAGCACUGUUUGGGCACGCUAUUGGUGAUGAUUUUAUACGCCCUCAUCAUUCAGAUCGAAUAUUUGAGGCUUAUAUGGGUGAUAAGAAUAUUAUCAAAUUUGAGGGAGACCACAACUCUCCUCGUCCUCAGUUUUACUUUGAUUCCAUAAAUAUCUUUUUUCACAAUGUCCUGCAACCUCCCGAGGAUGAGGUGGGGGCAACACUUUAUGAUUCAAUACAUGAUUAUUUUGGUAAGGGUACUCGGGCCAUCCCUGAAGUAGGCUUUUUCCCAGAUUCAUCAACUGCAUCUAAAGCAACUAGCAGCACAUCAGAUGCCAUUAACCAAGUUCGUUCCAAAAGACCUAUGAGUCGAACAGAGGUUCCUUCUGAUAUACCAUCUGAAGAACAUCUCCCUGGAUGUCAGGAUAAAGAUACCGUUGAUAAUGGUUCAUCAUCAUCCAAUAUGAUAAGUUUCGAAUUAUCCAAUGGUCAUCCCUUUGACCCACAUGUGGCAACAACAAUGGAUGAUGAUCAGUACGUAGAAUAUCAACUGGAUGACUUGACAGGCUUCCCAUGUAAUGUGGAGGAAGAAGAGAGGAUGUUUAUGGAAGCCAUAAUUGAGUCCUUAAAGGACUUAGAUAUGCGACAACCUCAGACAGAAGAGCAAGCCAAGGCUUGUGCUGAUUCUUCAGAGUCUGCAAAGAAAGAUGAAAUAAAUGGCAGGGAUACUUGUUCCACCACGGAAAAGUCCAGUUCCUUGCCUCUAGAAUCCACUUCCACUCAAGUGGUACAUGAUCAGGUACCUUUUGAGACACAAUCCACCUUAGUAAUCAAUGGCUCCAAUGUUGGCCUGGAGCAUGCAUCCCCUGAUACUAGCGUGUCAUCUUUGGGACGUGCAUUUGAUAGACCUCCGUCAACCGAGGAAACAGUGAGCACAUCCUGUGCUCGAACUGAUUCAUCAGCAAGUACCCAAAGUUCAUCUGAUGCUGACAUGUCAGGUAGCACAAAAGCCACUGUAACAGUUGUAAGGAACCCCUCUAAUAACAUCAUGGAUGGUUUGAUGCGUCGCUGGGAUCUCAACUUCUUUCGAAACAGUCGAUGAAUGGUAAGAUGAGCUUGUUUGAGUUGCCUGGGGGUUGUAUUAUUUUUGUAACUAAGUAUAGGAUCCGUAGCUUUGUAAAAUGUUACAAAAAAAGGGGGGGGGGGGGGAGAAUGACUUGUGAUGUGCUAAGAAAUUUGGUUAUAGUGUCAUUGGCUUUCAUUGUCUAUUGUUUUUAAUUUUUGGUGGAAAAAGAUGUAAUGUUUUUUUUUUUUACUAUUAAUUUUUAGGCACAAUUAAGGGAUUGUAUGGCAAUACCCAUUACCAAAAAUUCUUUGAUUUGCUCUGAAUGUUAUAUGGUUGAUGAUAUUUGCUUUUGCCAUCUUCCUUUUCAUUUAUAUAUGUUUGAUAAUUGAGAACGGGAUAAAAUUAUUAGGGACUGAAAUCUUGUCUUGUCAGGUGAGUGGCUCAUUUUCGUUUUCACAGGCAAGGUAGGCUGGACUUUUACAAUGUUGAAACGACAGCGAUUUGGUAGGAAAUAAUUAAGCAACAUGACAGCUUACUUUUGAGCAUAUGAAAUGGUGGAAAGUUUGGGAAUCAACUCUCCAUCGAAGGUUUCUCCCUGCCAAGCUUAGGAAGUAACUUUCCAAGAUAUACCCCGAAGCUUCUCAUCCAUAGAAGAGGCCGAAGAGUUUGUCAACUCUGGAAGCCAACCGAGUUGUCAUGCAAUAGGCGCCUUUCGUGCCUAGGGCACUGACCCCUCGAUGCAAUAGUCAAUACUUUAGGGAUCCUGGGAACCUUGAAGCGGUCCAAACAUUUCGAAGACACAUGCUUUUUGUCCGUACGGCAACCUUGGUCUCUCUUUGUUAACCUGGUUUAUUUUCCUCAUUUGGAACCUCGACAUUUCAAUCACUUGUGUAACACUCCAAAUUUUUGGUACAGUAAAUGGUACUGCUCUAAGACUCAAUACAAUGAAAUUUUGAAGAGAAUUUGAAAACAAGUUCUAUAAAUGAAGUCUUAAAGAA
Molecule: messenger RNA, 3027 nt
Organism: Gossypium arboreum
Lineage: Eukaryota; Viridiplantae; Streptophyta; Magnoliopsida; Malvales; Malvaceae
Exons: 15
Coding region: 311-2065 (584 amino acids)
Source: RefSeq, a predicted model, not a curated record